UAUUACGCAUUAACUUUCUUAAGUGUCGUCAAAUGGAGUUGUGUGACUCGCUGACGGGGGACACAUUUUCCACAUCUAAUAUGGCGGAUGGCAACGUAAUGGAGCACCAAACACGCUCCAGGCUGGAUCUGCAGCCUCUCCAGUGAAACGCGGUGGUGAGAGACGGUGGGCGCACAACAUCAUGUUGGCUGCCCUGGCGAGCGGCGCCGUGGUGUUUCCUGGCCUCUUCUACGGCCUCGGCAAUCUUCUCAAGUUGACGUUCCCGCACUGGGACGCUGCAGACGUAGUGACCGUCAGUGAAAGGAUUGUUUCUGCCAUACACGGCAUCAUUUCUACUGUAACCGGAGUAAUAGUGGUUUCAUCUUGCAAGAAUGUCAUGACUGACAGUCACUGGCUGGUCAAUGAGUUUAUAUUAUUUGGCUCUUCCUACAUGACCACCGACCUGUUGGCCAUGUACCUGAGCCAUUACCACAUCCAGAGGCUCCGAAGUCCGAGCAGCCUGUACAACAGCCACUCUCGGCAAACAAUGAAGGCUUUCCUCUCCAAGGACUGGUUGCUUGUUGUUCAUCACUUGGUACUGGUUCUGAUCUUCUUGCCCAUCGCUUUGUUUUUCAGAAGAGGACUAGGCGAUUUCUUCUUUGGGUGCUUUUUCAUCACAGAACUCAGCACACCUUUUCUCUCUUUUGGAAAGAUCCUCAUCCAGCUGGGUCUUAACAACACCAGGCUGCACAGCAUCAAUGGCAUAUUGGUCCUCUUGACGUUCUUCACAUGUCGGAUCUUGAUUUUUCCCUUCAUGUACUGGAUGUACGGGCAGCAAGUCGGCAUUCCGCUGCACGACGUACCUUUCCGACUGCCUUGGCACUGCAACGCGGGCAACUUGACUAUCUUUGCGCCCCAGGUCUACUGGUUUUACCUCCUGCUGAAGAAAGCCAAGAGACUGUACAAUAGACAUAGGAAAGAAAAUUAACUUAAAACA
This is a messenger RNA of Syngnathoides biaculeatus (alligator pipefish), 976 nucleotides long. RefSeq names its product TLC domain-containing protein 3A-like. Gene Ontology annotation, biological process: lipid homeostasis. Gene Ontology annotation, cellular component: endoplasmic reticulum; membrane. The coding region runs from base 182 to 967 and encodes 261 amino acids. The transcript has 5 exons. The record is from RefSeq and is a predicted model, not a curated record. NCBI's taxonomy places the organism in Eukaryota, Metazoa, Chordata, Actinopteri, Syngnathiformes, Syngnathidae.